This is a messenger RNA of Penicillium brevicompactum, 2262 nucleotides long. It is a transcript of the gene rim8, whose product is annotated as pH response protein PalF. NCBI's taxonomy places the organism in Eukaryota, Fungi, Ascomycota, Eurotiomycetes, Eurotiales, Aspergillaceae. The record is from RefSeq and is a predicted model, not a curated record. Bases 1 to 2262 code for a protein of 753 amino acids. Gene Ontology annotation, molecular function: protein-macromolecule adaptor activity; ubiquitin protein ligase binding. Gene Ontology annotation, cellular component: cytosol; plasma membrane; cytoplasm. The transcript is spliced from 2 exons. Gene Ontology annotation, biological process: ubiquitin-dependent endocytosis.
AUGUCCGCCAACCCUCCCACCCAACCUACGUUGCCGCCCAGUCGGAAUCGCAACUCUUUCCUCUCCAAGUUCCGCUCCCCGCUUGGCCAGCGCAAUCGAGGCAUCACCGACUUCUACAUCGACCCCGACGACCCAUGGCGAUCCUACUUCCCCGGCGAUGUGAUCAAGGGAACAGUGGUGGUGACGGUUGUACGACCUGUUCGCAUCACGCAUAUUGUGGUGUGCCUACACGGUUAUGUCAAAGUCUUCAAGAACGCGAUUCCGGCCGGUGAAGCCACCCCCGACCUGGGCUUCCUGGGACCGGGGCGGGGUCGACGCGGUGCAGAAUAUAUGGGCAAUGGAUUGGCAACUUUGUUUGAAGACGAAGUUGUUCUCUGUGGCGACGGCCGACUUAAAGAAGGCAUAUACAAGUUUCGCUUUGAAAUGGGGCUCCCACCGUAUGCGCUUCCCAGCAGCAUCAACUUUGAACGCGGCACCAUCGGCUACUCACUUACCUCUACCCUCACCCGACCAACCACCAUGAAUCCUACGCUUACCUGCCGAAGGCGCGUCAACCUCUUAGAAAAUAUUGACAUCGCACCCUUUCCUGCGCCCAAAGCCCGCAUCGUUACACUGGAACCUAUAUCAAAACGCUCAAAAACGAGGAGCAAAACCAAAUCACCAAGCUCGGACAUAACCGCAGCACCUGACACAUCUUCAAUCGAUACCCCUAUAAGUGGCGCCGCCCCCUCGGUGGAUACCAGACCUCCACUCAGCCCAUCGCCAAGCAAUGUCAGCUCAUCCAGCCGGCCUAGUGAAAGUAGUCUGAGCUUUCAGAUCGCAAGUGAUCCGAGUUCAUCUGCGAGCACGAAUGGGCGAAAUAGCGAAGGGCGCAGCGCAACCCCUUCAGUCUCCGACAAGACCAUCACCGCAAAGGCUGAGCUUUUGCGCGCCGGUGUGCUUCCUGGGGACACACUCCCUAUCACAGUCACGAUAAAUCAUUUCAAACAAGUGCGCAGCGCGCACGGUAUCAUGGUAACCCUAUAUCGACAAGGUCGCAUCGACUUACACCCCGCAAUACCUAUUGGAACGACUGCGGCUGGAAAGAAGCCGGUCUACGAGGAUUGUUAUCCUCGAUCCAGAACGGGACUUGGAGGACUCACAUUGGGGACAAGUCGAACGAGUAGCACAUUUCGCAAAGACUUGUCCCAAACCUUCGCCCCUCUGAUCGUUGAUCCAAGCAACAUGACUGCAGUGGUAAAGACGUCUAUCAGGAUUCCUGAAGACGCGUUUCCAACAAUUACGCGUGUACCGGGAGCCAUGAUCAAUUUCCGAUAUUACGUUGAGGUUGUCACGGACCUGCGAGGCAAGCUCACCUCGCCUGAUCGUUUCCUCCCGCGUUUCAACAUGGUAUCGGGUGGUACGAACUUCUCGCCCAGUGGGCAGGUUCUCAACCCAACGGAUUCAAACGGCGUCACUGCCAACUGGGCCGGCAACAUUUUGGACACGGACUCAAUUCGCCGCGAGAAAGGUGUCAUUUCAGUGGCAUUUGAAGUUGUCAUCGGCACUCGUGAUUCUCAACGAGGGAAAACGAAACGCACUUCGUCUACAGCUGGUGACUCUACGAUGUCACAGGCGGUGCCGCCUACGUCUACUAUGCUGGUCAAUCCUGUUGAUGGAGAGGAGUGGCCCGAGGCGAGCCCAAUGCCUCAACCCCACUCCGAUCAUGGGAUUCAAGAAGACUACUUCCCCGAGGAAGAUGAAGCGCAUUGGGCUGAGUAUCCCGAAGAAUACCCUGAACAAUUCCAGCCCAUGGAUCCUAUGAUUGCGCCUCCAGAGGUAGAGGAGCCUGUGGAUGAGAAGACGCGGGUCCGACGACACGAAGAAGCGCUUUUGCCCAGUCAACCGCCGGGUGAAAACGAUGCAGGGCCGUCCACCUCACCAAUGGACGCGCCAACCGCGCCAGUUUUGCCAGAUGAUCAUCAUCUCCAGGACUAUGAGCAUCUUCCGUCUCCGGACGUGAACGGGAGGCCGCAUGUUGUCCGGUCUGCAGAGUCGAUGCAGACCGUUGUGGCCAACGGCACUGCUGGACCCAGCGAGCCACGUGUCUCAGAUGAUAAACAAGAGCUUGAGCGUCACCGACUCCAAGGCCAGGCUAGCGCACCGCAGGAUGAGCCCGAUGGCCCGGAGCCUGGGCCCAGUGCGCCGGUCUUCGACGAGGACGAUCAACUUGUCGGCGGGACGGCGCAUGCGGACGAGUCGUUGCCUCGGUACCAGCGUUGA